CGUGGGUAGGAGGCGAAGAGGAAGGAGGGAGGAGGAAGGAUGGGCGGCCUCGGCGUAGCCGCAGGGAGGUGACCGAAGCGAGCCCAGCCCCUUGCAUCCUCCCCCUGAGAACCUCCCUCCCCUAUUUUUCCGCCUUCUGCCAGCAGUAGCCGCAGCCGCCGCAGCACCUGAGCCGCUGCUGCCGUCGCCCAGGACGUCGCUAUGGCAGAGCCGAGGCGCAGCCUCCAUCCCUCUGCCGGGGGCACCGGGAGAACCGAGCGGCGCACGCUCCGGCUCCUGCGGCUGCUGCUCUGGGUUGGCACCGCCGUCCAGGUGACCCGGGGAGCGGGCCCGGAGCUUCACGCCUGCAAGGAGUCUGAGUACCACUACGAAUACACGGCGUGCGACAGCACGGGAUCCAGGUGGAGGGUCGCUGUACCACACACCCCGGGCCUGUGCACCAGCCUCCCCGACCCUGUCAAGGGCACUGAGUGCUCCUUCUCCUGCAGAGCUGGGGAGUUUCUGGACAUGAAGGACCAGUCCUGUAAGCCUUGCGCUGAGGGCCGCUACUCCCUCGGCACAGGCAUCCGGUUCGACGAGUGGGAUGAGCUGCCCCAUGGCUUUGCCAGCCUCUCAACUAACAUGGAGAUUGAGGACAGCACCACUGAGUCCAUGGAGAACUGCACUGCGUCCAAGUGGGUUCCCCUGGGUGACUACAUCUCUUCCAACACGGACGAAUGCACAGCCACGCUGAUGUACGCUGUCAACCUGAAGCAGUCUGGCACUGUCAACUUCGAAUACUAUUACCCAGACUCCAGCAUCAUCUUUGAGUUUUUUGUUCAGAAUGACCAGUGCCAGCCUAAUGUAGAUGACUCCAGGUGGAUGAAAACCACAGAGAAAGGAUGGGAAUUCCACAGUGUCGAGCUAAACCGAGGCAAUAAUGUCCUCUAUUGGAGAACCACAGCCUUCUCAGUGGGGUCCAAAGUCUCCAAGCCUGUGCUGGUGAGAAACAUCGCCAUCACAGGGGUGGCCUACACUUCAGAAUGCUUCCCCUGCAAACCUGGCACAUAUGCAGACAAGCAGGGCUCUUCUUUUUGCGAACUUUGCCCAGCCAACUCUUAUUCAAACAAGGGAGAAACUUCUUGCCACCCGUGUGACCCUGACAAAUACUCAGAAAAGGGAUCCUCUUCCUGCAAAGUGCGCCCAGCCUGCACGGACAAAGAUUACUUCUAUACUCACACAGCUUGUGAUGCCAACGGAGAGACACAGCUCAUGUACAAAUGGGCCCAGCCGAAAAUCUGUGGUGAGGAUCUCGAGGGGGCUGUGAAGCUGCCUGCCUCUGGCGUGAAGACCCGCUGCCCACCCUGCAACCCAGGCUUUUUCAAAACCAACAACAGCACCUGCGAGCCCUGCCCUUAUGGCUCUUACUCCAACGGCUCUGAUUGCAGCCACUGCCCAGCUGGGACUGAGCCGGCCGUGGGAUUUGAAUACAAAUGGUGGAACACGCUGCCCUCAAACAUGGAAACCACCGUUCUCAGUGGGAUCAACUUUGAGUACAAGGGCAUGACUGGCUGGGAGGUGGCUGGUGAUCACAUUUACACGGCUGUUGGAGCCUCAGACAAUGACUUCAUGAUUCUCACUCUGGUUGUGCCAGGAUUCAGACCUCCACAGUCGGUGAUGGCAGACACAGAGAAUAAAGAGGUGGCCAGGAUCACAUUUGUCUUUGAGACCAUCUGUUCUGUGAACUGUGAGCUCUACUUCAUGGUGGGUGUGAAUUCUAGGACCAACACUCCCGUGGAGACAUGGAAAGGUUCCAAAGGCAAACAGUCCUACACCUAUAUCAUCGAGGAGAAUGCUACCAUGAGCUUCACCUGGGCCUUCCAGAGGACCACUUUUCAUGAGACAGGCAGGAAGUACACCAAUGACGUCGCCAAAAUCUACUCCAUCAAUGUCACCAACGUCAUGGACGGGGUGGCCUCCUACUGCCGUCCCUGUGCCCUAGAAGCUUCUGACAUGGGCUCCUCCUGCACCUCUUGUCCUGCUGGCUUUUACAUUGAUCGGGAUUCAGGAACCUGCCAUUCCUGCCCCCCUAACACAAUCUUGAAAGCCCACCAGCCUUACGGCAUUCAGGCCUGCAUACCCUGUGGUCCAGGGACCAAGAGCAACAAGGUGCCAGCAUUGUGUCAUGCAUCUUCACCUUGCUCCUUUGGAUGGCCCACCUCAGAGGGUGUCAGGACCUGGGUGGGGUUCUUGAGGGGCCAUACCCAAGCCUGCUCUGUAGCUUACUCCCUGAUCCACUCUCUGUGCUACAAUGACUGCACCUUCUCAAUCGGCACCCCCACCAGGGUUCUGGACUACAACUUCUUGGCUUUGGCAAACACCGUCUCUCUGGCCGGAGGGCCAAGCUUCACUUCCAAAGGGCUGAAAUAUUUCCAUCACUUUACCCUCAGUCUGUGUGGAAACCAGGGUAAGAAAAUGUCCGUGUGUGCAGACAAUGUCACUGACCUCCGGAUUCCUGAGGGUGAGUCGGGUUUCUCCAAAUCCAUCACAGCUUACGUCUGCCAGGCGGUCAUCAUCCCCCCAGAGGUGACAGGCUACAAGGCUGGAGUGUCCUCGCAGCCUGUCAGCCUCGCCGACCGACUUAUUGGGGUGACAACAGAUAUGACUCUGGAUGGAAUCACCUCCCCAGCUGAACUUUUCCACCCGGAGUCCUUGGGAAUACCGGACGUGAUCUUCUUUUAUAGGUCCAACGAUGUGACCCAGUCCUGUAGUUUUGGGAGGUCAACCACCAUCCGUGUCAGAUGCAGUCCACUGAAACCCGCCCCUGGAAGUCUGUCACUGCCAAGCACAUGCUCCGAUGGGACCUGUGAUGGCUGUAACUUCCACUUCCUGUGGGAGAGCCUGGCUGCUUGUCCGCUCUGUUCCCCUGCUGACUACCACGCUAUCGUCAGCAGCUGCGUGGCUGGGAUCCAGAAGACUACUUAUGUGUGGCGAGAACCAAAGCUAUGCGUGGGUGGCAUCUCCCUGCCUGAACAGAGAGUCACCAUCUGCAAAACGAUCGAUUUCUGGCUGAAAGUGGGCAUCUCUGCAGGCACCUGUACUGCCAUCCUGCUCACCGUCUUGACCUGUUACUUUUGGAAAAAGAAUCAAAAACUGGAGUACAAGUACUCUAAGCUGGUGAUGAACGCUACGCUCAAGGACUGUGACCUGCCAGCAGCUGACAGCUGUGCCAUCAUGGAAGGCGAGGAUGUGGAGGAUGACCUCAUCUUUACCAGCAAGAAGUCACUCUUUGGGAAGAUCAAAUCAUUUACCUCCAAGUUGAUGGACUGUUUGGGCCUUUUAACUUCCAGAAGGAGUAUUGAACCAUCCACGUUGACCAAGAAGAAUAGAGGGUAUCUUAUGUCUGUUUCCACAAAGCUACUGGAAGCAGGAAUUCCAGGACUCCUGAUGGAUUUGACUCCGUGCCACUGAAGACAUCCUCAGGAGGCCCAGACAUGGACCUGUGAGAGGCACUGUCCUGCCUCCCCUGCCUCCUCACCUGGGCACGUCACCUUGCAAGCCUGUGGCAAUUUGGGUGCCAGCUUCCUGCUGGAAAUCUCUUCAUUGUGGCCUUAUCAGAAGAAGUUUGAAUUUCAGAUAUUAGGUUUUUUAUAGAAUACCCAAGCCCUCCUUUCUGCUUGCCUCAAACCUGUCAAAUAUACCCACACUUUGUAUAUUACUCCCUUGCUUGCAUCUUGUUUCCCAAAAUGGUCCAGCCGCCAGAGUCAUAGCUUCAUCUGCUCAUAACUCUUAUAGCUCUGGAAUGAAAAUAGUUCUCUCUUCUUAAAUAUAGAAACAACUUCCUCUGUCCCCUUAUUUAAGGGCAGAAGCAGCUGGAGGUUUGUCCGAUGAUAUGCCCUUCAGCUCAUGAUCUCUUGAGGAGAGAGGCUGGGUAAGGAGGGUGUUGGCGUUCCCUCCUGGACCAUCAUGGUAGCCUGGAUUCGUCUCUCCUGGAUAACCAGCUCACAUUGAAUUUCGUGCACAUAGGCUGAGGGCAAGGUGAGUAAGGCCUGGGGAAGAAAAGGCUCGAUAAGCACAAAGAGAGGCAAGAAGGAAAGUUUUAUUUGUUUUAUUUUUAAAACUAGGUACUUUACUCCCUUUUUCUCAGUAAGCAAUAAAUAUUCUCACAGGAGCCAAAGGAAAAAGUGCACCAAGAAAAUACCGAAAGCCCUGGUGGAUCUAGUCUCCCAACACACACUUUUUUUUUUUUUUUUUUUUUAACAUCCCACCAUCUCCCUAGGACACUAAAGACAGCCAGGUAAGCCCCAAACACAGAUGUUCUAGCUUUCUUCUCUGCUUGCUUUGACCCACAGAGAUGACAAACCUUACCAGUAAGGAAAAUUUCCUGUCCUUGAGGGCCCCAUUCAUAGAGAUUUGAGCCUUAUCAUUGGAACAGGGGUAUCUUAUUUUGAAAGAACAUAAGGAAGCCAAGGUUUUAACGGGGCUGUCUUGGAGGAUCCGGCCCACAACGGGAAGGACCCGAGGUGGCUAGGAUGUCUGCUUCUAAGCUUAACCAUCUGCUCAGCUGCAGAAUAAACAUUUUCUAGGCUGGCCAAAAAAGGGAAUUGACUCCCAGCCUAUACCUGAGCCAGAGGACCAGAUCAGUCUUCAUGGAGGAAAGACUAGAGGAAUUGAACAAGAUAUUUGGCAAACUGGUACAUGUCAUGCUUUCAAGCCCCUAACCUUCUCUGUUUCCUGUUCCCAUUUCUUCUGUGUGCUAAAAAAACUAAAAAGACUUCUAGUCCCAAUUUCUGGCAGCAUCCUUUCUUAAAGGUGAGUAAAGUGAGUGUCCUCUGUGCCUCUUUUCUCCACUUUUAUACCCAGUAUAGUUGAUGGACUUCAAGUAACUACAAUGGCAAAAUCAGUGCAAGAGUUUAAAAUUCCCAUUUUCUUUUUACUACUGGUGAUCCUCCCUCCCAUGUUGUCAGGCUGGCAUGCCCAUCCCUUGGUCAAGGGUCCAGUUAUCCUUGGCUGUGCCUAUCUCCUUUUCUGAGUGGCCACCUGGUGCCCACAGUGUAGGUAUAGCAUGGGAUGGCAAUUCAGGGUGGUUUGUCUGCCAUAAAAAGGGUCUGCUAAAAAAAAAAAAAAAAAAGGGUCUGCUGUUCUGAUGAGGCAUGGCUGCCCUGGCAGUGGCCUUAGAAAAGGGUCAGUGAGAACCGGGCCCUGCUGUGACCUCUGGUCAUCAGUAGCAUCACUGAAGGCAGGCAGUCCCAUUGGUUCAAUAAAUCUAGAAGCUUUGGGGGGUAUCCUCCUCUCGUGGGAGUCAGGCUCUCAGAUCCUGUAGCGAUAUUGGAAUUUCUCCCAAUGGAUGCAGAUACCUAGCUCCUGAACUCUAGUGUAAAGUUUUCUGUAGCUUCAGCAACACCCAGAAAGCAUCUCCUUUCCCACUGAAUAAAUUUAUUUGGUGACAAGAGCCAUACAAGGUCCUUAGAUGACUCUGGAAGCAGUAGAAAAAAGUAUAUACCCUCUUGACUUCUUUAUCCUGACAUCUUGAAACUGAGUGCCCCCAGACUGACCUCAGACUCCACUGAUUUAGGCAUAAUGCUUUAACCAUCUCCCUUUUGCUAUCCCUUAGUGUACCGACUUCUACAGAUCUUCCCUAUGUCCUGCCAGGAGCUCCUGAGUUAUAAUAUUGGAAUCACCUGUUCCUUAGACAUAUUUUAUAUUUUUAACAGCCCUAUUGAGAUAUAAUUCACAUACCAUACAAUUGGCUCAUUGAAAAUGUACAAUUCAAUGGAUUUUAGUAUAUUCACAGAAUUGUGCAGCAAUCACCAUAAUCAAUUUUAGAACAGACACAUGUUAGAUUUUAUAUGGGAAAAGCCUUUCUCUCUUAAACCAAGACUAUAAUGGUUUGCACAGGGGGAGAUAAAAUACUUAAAUCCCAUUUGGUUACCUAGAGUGGAAGGCAUAAGUAAUUCUCAUGUAAGCAUCACCUGAUUUGGCUGGGAAGACAAAUGAGCAUUUUGGUAUAUUCAAGGACUGGGCGAUUUCUUAUACCAACACAUUUUUUUUUGGUCUGACUCUACAUUAAAGAUAAGACUGACUAUAUUUAUACAAUAGAGACUUUGUAACGGAUUUUUCAGCUUUGUGAAACCAAAUUUUCAUCUCAUCAAGACUGCUUGGAUUUCCUUUUUAUUUUGUAUUCCAAGAGUUUGUAGUUUGUUAGGGGAUGGCUAUGGCUUGUCACAUUUUUCCCCUUUUCUUUUUUUGUCAAAUAAAAACAUAUGUUUCAA
Messenger RNA from Canis lupus familiaris (dog), 6251 nucleotides. RefSeq names its product endosome-lysosome associated apoptosis and autophagy regulator 1 (gene ELAPOR1). The coding region runs from base 202 to 3450 and encodes 1082 amino acids. The transcript has 24 exons. The record is from RefSeq and is a predicted model, not a curated record. Gene Ontology annotation, cellular component: lysosome; extracellular exosome; trans-Golgi network. Gene Ontology annotation, biological process: autophagosome assembly; positive regulation of vacuole organization. NCBI's taxonomy places the organism in Eukaryota, Metazoa, Chordata, Mammalia, Carnivora, Canidae.